Molecule: messenger RNA, 2224 nt
Organism: Engraulis encrasicolus (European anchovy)
Lineage: Eukaryota; Metazoa; Chordata; Actinopteri; Clupeiformes; Engraulidae
Gene: krt8
Product: keratin 8
Exons: 9
Coding region: 130-1749 (539 amino acids)
Biological process (GO): intermediate filament organization; keratinization
Cellular component (GO): keratin filament
Molecular function (GO): structural constituent of skin epidermis
Source: RefSeq, a predicted model, not a curated record
AAAGUCUGAAGGUCUUCCUAUCUGCUCGAGUUACUCCAGCACCACAUCCACCGGCAAAAAACCUCCCUAAGCCCCCCGUGUCUCUCUCUCUCUUUCUCUCAGUCUUAGUCCAACUACAAAGCCUCCAGGAUGUCCUACGCGAAAACCAGCUACAAAGUCACAUCGUCCUCCUCCGGGACGGCUCCACGCAGCUUCAGCAGCCGCUCCUACGCAGGCCCCAGCCAGAGCAGGCAGAGCUACAGCGUGCGCAGCUCCUAUGGAUCCGGCGGAGGCAUGGGGAUGGGGAUGGGGAUGGGCAUGGGAGGUGGGAUGGGUGGAGGCGGCGGGUACAUCUCCAGCUCCUCGGUGUACGGCCUGGGCUCCAGCAUGGGGGGAGGCAUGGGCAUGGGGAUGGGCGGCGGGGCCGUGGCACCCAUCACGGCCGUCCAGGUGAACAAGAGCCUGCUGGCCCCACUGAACCUGGAGAUCGACCCCAACAUCCAGGUCGUCCGCACCCAGGAGAAGGAGCAGAUCAAGUCCCUCAACAACCGCUUCGCUUCCUUCAUCGACAAGGUCCGCUUCUUGGAGCAGCAGAACAAGAUGCUGGAGACCAAAUGGAACCUUCUGCAGGGACAGACCACCACCCGCUCCAACAUUGACUCCAUGUUCGAGGCCUACAUCUCCAACCUUCGCAGACAGCUCGACAGCCUGGGCAAUGACAAGAUGAAGCUGGAGGCCGACCUGCACAACAUGCAGGGCCUGGUGGAGGACUUCAAGAACAAGUAUGAAGACGAAAUCAACAAGCGCACAGAAUGUGAAAACGACUUUGUUCUCAUCAAGAAGGAUGUGGAUGAGGCAUACAUGAACAAGGUGGAGCUGGAGGCCAAGCUGGAGAGCCUGACUGAUGAGAUCAACUUCCUGAGGCAGAUCUACGAGGAGGAGAUCCGUGAACUCCAGUCACAGAUCAAAGACACCUCUGUUGUCGUGGAGAUGGACAACAGCCGUAACCUGGACAUGGACGCCAUCGUGGCUGAAGUGCGCGCUCAGUAUGAAGACAUCGCCAACCGCAGCCGGGCUGAGGCCGAGACGUGGUACAAGAGCAAGUAUGAAGAGAUGCAGACCUCUGCCACCAAGUAUGGAGAUGAUCUCAGAUCGACGAAAACAGAGAUCGCUGACCUCAACCGCAUGAUCCAGAGGCUGCAGUCUGAAAUCGAUGCCGUGAAAGGCCAGCGUGCCAACCUGGAGGCCCAGAUCGCCGAGGCCGAGGAGCGCGGCGAGAUGGCCGUGAGGGACGCCAAGAUGCGCAUCAAGGAUCUGGAGGAGGCCCUGCAGAGAGCCAAGCAGGACAUGGCCCGCCAGAUCAGAGAGUACCAGGACCUGAUGAACGUCAAACUCGCCCUCGACAUCGAGAUCGCCACAUACAGGAAGCUGCUGGAGGGAGAGGAGGACAGGCUUGCAAGUGGAAUCCAGUCCAUCAACAUCUCCAAACAGAGCACGAGCUACAGCUCCUUCCCCAUGGAGAGCUCCGGUAGCGCCUACAACAGCUACUCCAGUGGCUACUCCAGCAGAUACGGCAGCGGCGGCGGAUACAGCUCUGGCGGAUACAGCUCUGGAGGAUUCAGCUCCGGCAGCGGCCUUGGCGGAUUCAGCGGCGGCAGCGGCCUCAGCGACGGCAGCAUGACCCAGAGCAAGAAGAGCGUGGUCAUCAAGAUGAUCGAGACCAAGGAUGGCAAAGUGGUAUCCGAAUCCUCUGAGGUCGUCCAGGAUUGAGAGAUUUGACCCUGAAAUGUUGUCCCUUCAUUAGUAAUGUUGCUAUGUUUUUUCCACUCACUCCCUUCUUUACGAUUAAACACUGUUACAUUGAGUUUAACGUCAAGUAUGUUCACGAUCCAGGUUAUACGAUAAAGUAAACCUAACUUUGGCCAAAGAUUUAGAGAGAGAGAGACCAAACUUGUGUAACCCCACAUAGUGCCUUAUAUGCUUUAGAAGCAUGCACACUAAAGCCAGCUAAAGGAUUAUGGCACAUGCCUGUGAAGCACAAAUCACUGGUCACUGUCUUUGGCAAGGAAGAGCACAAUAUCUUGGCAAUGCAAUGCAGGGGUGGCCACGUAAUGUGAUGUGAUGUGUGUUGGCUCUCGUCUUCCAUCUGUGCCUUGACAGACACUAAGUAAAAAACUGCCCUUCAUGAAUGCUGUCCCAGGAGGAGCUGUAUUUUGCUACCAACAAUAAAUGUUUACUGAGAGUA